Molecule: messenger RNA, 796 nt
Organism: Pomacea canaliculata
Lineage: Eukaryota; Metazoa; Mollusca; Gastropoda; Architaenioglossa; Ampullariidae
Product: excitatory amino acid transporter-like
Exons: 6
Coding region: 183-662 (159 amino acids)
Biological process (GO): L-glutamate transmembrane transport
Cellular component (GO): plasma membrane
Molecular function (GO): L-glutamate transmembrane transporter activity; neutral L-amino acid transmembrane transporter activity; glutamate:sodium symporter activity
Source: RefSeq, a predicted model, not a curated record
AACAUUUUCAAAUACAUCAUUCAUAGCGGGCAAUGUUGGUGGUCUUCGCUGAACUGUUAUUCUUUAAAGUGACCGUAAAGGAUAGGAACUGUAAGUGGUUGACUAUUUAUUGGACAUGAGAGAUAUCACGUAUCUAUUCAAGAUCACUGCAGGAGGACGUCCCACGUUGGCUCCUCGUCCAAAUGACUGCCCAUGACACCCAACUCUCUGGAGGAGCUCCAGACAACACUUCACUCCGAAGAAAGGCAUGGUGCAGGUCCAGUCGUGAAACCACCUUUCUCCUCGCCUGUUUUGCGGGGGUCUUUGUGGGGUUUGCACUGGGCUUCGGAAUCAGCGCCGUGCCUGGGGGCCCUGGCCAGUCCAUGAUCAUCUGGUUAGGACUGCCAGGUGAGCUGUACAUGCGGAUGAUGAAUGCUGCCAUUCUACCCCUUGUCAUCAGCAGCAUCAUCGCAGGUACAGCAGGACUGAAUCCUAAAGUCAACGGACGCAUCAGCAUAGUGGCCUUCACUUACAUCAUAGCCACCAACCUCAUCGGCGCCAUCACUGGAGCGGUCAUGGCCAUGGUCAUCAAUCCGGGAAGAAGCGGACUCAUGACCUCGAAGGGUUCGAAACUCAGCGCCCGCAAUCUCAGAACAGAAGACCUCUUUCGUCGACUUCAUUAGGAAUCUGGUUCCCGACAACCUGGUGACCGCCACAUUCCAGCAGUCUCAAACCCAGUAUCGAGAGGUGCAAGCAGCCAACGGCAGCACGGACAACGCCACGGUGGUCCUGGAACGUUUUGUGUCAACUGGCGGCG